GCGUCAAAUUGCUGCUUGUUGGGAGAAUAGCCAGCUCUGGGCAAGAUGAAGGUUUUCGCGCUUCUGCUGUUAGCUGGAGUUUCUCUUGCUCAUCGCGGUAGAGGAGGUGAUCGUGACAUGCUCAAGAUUGACCCAGAGGACCCCCGUUUCGUGAAAGGUUACAAACCGCUGAACACUUAUACCUACGAUUAUUGGGCGUGUGUAACCAGCGGUUUCCCAGAAACUGAGAGGCGGUUUGCUGGCCUGAAGAUCACAUGUGAAACAGAUUUCGUGAUCUACUCAGAGACACGUGCAUUUCUCAAGAUCAGAAACCCUAUCCUGUAUGAAGUAAAUGGAACAUCGCAAUACUGCAAGUCUCGAUACGGUGGCUCGCUGAAGAUCUCCCCAGUCUCCGAGGAGCUCGCACCUCUUCUUGAGCGUCCAAUUGAGUUUGAAUACAAAGAAGGGAAGGUUGGAAAGAUUUACUGCAGCGACGAGGAGCCAGAAUACAUCUUGAACAUCAAAAGAGGAAUUCUCUCUAUUCUUCAUCAUAACUUCACCAAACCCGAGCUUUCCAUUGACGAUAAAGAGCCACGAAUGUACAAGAACUGGGAGUUUGGCUCACAUGGAAUGUGUGAAAAUUUGUACGAUGUGCGAUAUAUCCCGGAGACCAAGACGAUCAAAGAAAUGCAAGUCUCCAAGAUCUUAAACAUGAAAAACUGCACAGGAAAACCACGAGUGUUUUCUAACGUUCCUGGAGUUCGUUGCCUCAACAACAGCUGCAACAUCGACGAGCCAUUGAAGAUUUCCGUGUCCUCGUCAUGUGAUCUGCUGGGAUCGGAAGACAAUUUCGUGGUGAAGAAAUGUAAUGUAGAGGGAAAAUACAUUUUUACGCCAACGCAGAUGAAAGGAAGUGGAAUGACUUUAACUAAACAAUAUGUGACGUUUAAAGAAGUGAAGGCUGAAUCAGAGAGCUAUGAAGUUGGAGGUGACAUUCCGAGGACACUUGAAAUGACAUAUUAUGACGAGGAAGACAAACCGCUGACCGAGAAGGAAAGGAGUGAAAUUGCCAUGAAGACGGAGAAGAUGAUGGAUUCUCUCGUCAAGAGUGUGGAGCAGAAGGAGUGGAAGGCAUGGAAAUUCACUGCUUUGGUGGAAACCUUACGCAAGGUCGACAAACAAACACUUCUGGAGAUGUGGGAACACUGUUACAAUGACGACAAGCACAGGCAAUGGUUCCUGGAAGCGCUGCCUUAUGUCUACAAGGAGGAAGUGUUUGAACUCAUUGCGGAGAAAAUCUACACACGAGAUCUGGAACCGAAGCUGGCAGUCCCAGUUCUUCGCGGUCUGGCUUUAACCACCAACGCAACCGAAAAAAUGUGUCAGGACAUUUCGGAUCUCUGCUCUCGUGCUGCCGUGCAAGAAGACGAAGCUCUGAAAAUGACCUGCUACCUUACAUCGGGAGCUUUGAUGCAUGAAUACUGCAAGAAAAAGGAUCAUACCUGCCUCACUGACAAAGCAACGGAGCUAAAGAACCGUUUGCUGACCGCCAAAUACCAGGAAAAGAUGUUCAUUUUGAAAGCGAUCGGUAAUUUUGGACACAAAACCCUCUACAAACCUCUCCUAGACAUCAUUCAAGACCACAAGAACACACUGGAGUUACGCGUGACAGCAGUUUACGCCUUGAGAAGAAUUGCUCCUAAAGUCCCACAAAAGGUACUACCAGUGCUGUUACAGAUUUUCCGUCAACCUUUGAUUGACACAGAACUGCGCAUGGCUUGUUUCGUUAUCAUGUGUGACUGCAAACCAGGUCCAGCGGUGUUCAACCUGAUUACCAAGCAGCUCUUUUACGAGCGCACCAAUCAAGUGCGAUCAUUCGUGGUGUCUUACAUCAAGGGGAUGGCAUUCUCUAAAUAUCCUUGCGAUGAAAGGAUGGCUUCAACAGCAAGAGUUGCUCUCCGAAUGCUCAGAAAGUACAAGUUGAGUUUCUUGAGCUCCAAAUGGCUCCACUUUGGCGAAUACUCCGAGCUUCUUCAAAUGGGCGGAUCAGUGGAUCUCCAGAUGAUUUCGACGCCAUCAAGUAUUAUCCCCAGAGCUCUCAACACUAAAGUCAAGAUGCAGGUCCUUGGAAAGUCUCUCAAUUUGUUUGAGACUGGUGUCAGAGGUGAAGGAAUACAAGAACUGCUUCAGCGUGUAGUAGGACCCCGAGGACAUUACAGCAAGGAAAAAUCUCUGUUUGGUUUGCUCAGGCCAAGGCGGAGUUUGAAUAAAAACUUAAACGACAAAGAACUCAAGGAAAUACAAAAACUGCUUCCAAUCACUGAAUACGAAGAAGAGAAGGCGAAAGGCUCGUUUUACUUCAAAGUUCUUGGCAAGGAAUUGAUUUACAACUACUUCACUUAUGAUGACGUCAAAGAGUUGAUCGAAGAUGGAGUCAUUAGGGUUAACAACGAUCUCAAAGAUAUGCUAAAGAAAGGUAAAAACUGGAACAUGACCAAAGUAUUCGUACCUGUUGAGGUGAAGUUUUACCAGCCCUCAUGUGUCGGUCUUCCUUUGAAAUUCUCUCUGGAAAGUGUUUUGUUCCUGCGGGUGAACACUACCGUUAAAGCUGAAGUUCAACCAAAAUUCUUUAUUCCUCUUCCUGAUCAAGUGACAGUCAGUGGAAAGAUAAAUGUCAGUGUCUUGCACUCCACGUGGGGAAAAAUGAAGGUUUGCCUGCCUCAACUUGAGACGGGCUGCAAAAUGAAAAUGAAGAUUAAUAUGACAACAAGUCUAGGAGGCAGUCUGCAAUGUAAACUCAAAGAUCAGAGUUACACUACAGAGCUUGAUGUGCCAAAGGAAAGACAGGAAAUUUUCUCAACAGAGUAAGCAUAUAUUUCGGACCCUU
This is a messenger RNA of Orbicella faveolata, 2866 nucleotides long. RefSeq names its product vitellogenin-like. Gene Ontology annotation, molecular function: lipid carrier activity. Lineage: Eukaryota; Metazoa; Cnidaria; Anthozoa; Scleractinia; Merulinidae. The record is from RefSeq and is a predicted model, not a curated record. Gene Ontology annotation, biological process: lipid transport.